AUGAGAGCUAUUCCUGAUAUGACAAGAGAACGAAUUUCUACCCUUCUUGAGGAGGGUGGUUUGGAUGUCUUACCAAGGCCAGGCCGGCCAAAAAUACUUACUCAAAGUCAUGAAAGAAAGAUAGCCAGGUUUUUUAAGUCAGGCCAAUGUUUGAAUGCUGUCCAAGCUCAAAAAAAAUUAGUUUCUGAAGAGG
Messenger RNA from Racocetra persica, 193 nucleotides. The record is from the annotation of a GenBank genome assembly. NCBI's taxonomy places the organism in Eukaryota, Fungi, Glomeromycota, Glomeromycetes, Diversisporales, Gigasporaceae.